Antrostomus carolinensis (chuck-will's-widow) is the source of this 1857-nucleotide messenger RNA. It is a transcript of the gene PRKAG2, whose product is annotated as protein kinase AMP-activated non-catalytic subunit gamma 2. Lineage: Eukaryota; Metazoa; Chordata; Aves; Caprimulgiformes; Caprimulgidae. Gene Ontology annotation, biological process: protein phosphorylation; regulation of catalytic activity. The coding region runs from base 5 to 766 and encodes 253 amino acids. Gene Ontology annotation, cellular component: nucleus; nucleotide-activated protein kinase complex; cytoplasm. The transcript has 9 exons. The record is from RefSeq and is a predicted model, not a curated record. Gene Ontology annotation, molecular function: protein kinase regulator activity; protein kinase binding; AMP binding.
AGGAAUGUUAACAAUUACAGAUUUCAUUAACAUACUGCAUAGAUACUAUAAGUCUCCAAUGGUUCAGAUUUAUGAAUUGGAGGAGCACAAGAUAGAAACCUGGAGGGAGCUUUAUUUACAAGAAACAUUUAAACCUUUAGUGAACAUCUCCCCAGAUGCAAGCCUUUUUGAUGCUGUAUAUUCCUUGAUCAAAAACAAAAUCCACAGAUUGCCAGUUAUAGAUCCCGUCAGUGGAAAUGCACUUUAUAUACUUACCCAUAAAAGAAUCCUCAAGUUCCUCCAGCUUUUUAUGUCAGAGAUGCCAAAGCCUGCCUUUAUGAAGAAGAAUCUGGAUGAACUUGGAAUAGGAACUUACCACAACAUUGCCUUCAUACAUCCAGACACUCCUAUCAUUAAAGCCUUGAAUAUAUUUGUAGAGAGAAGGAUAUCGGCAUUACCUGUUGUGGAUGAGUCAGGAAAAGUUGUAGAUAUUUAUUCCAAAUUUGAUGUAAUAAAUCUUGCUGCUGAAAAAACAUAUAAUAACCUAGAUAUCACGGUGACGCAAGCCCUACAGCACCGUUCUCAGUAUUUCGAAGGUGUUGUAAAGUGUAGUAUGCUGGAAACACUGGAGACCAUUGUGGAUAGAAUAGUGAAGGCUGAGGUUCAUCGUUUGGUGGUAGUGAAUGAAGCAGAUAGCAUCGUGGGUAUCAUCUCCCUUUCUGACAUUCUACAGGCUUUGGUACUCACACCAGCAGGUGCCAAACAAAAGGAGAAUGAAAGUGAAUGACUGCUGUGAAUGUAUACACGUUUGUAGGAGAACCUGAACAAAGUUUCUGGGUCAAGUUUGUCUCGAGAACAGUGACUGCAAUAGAACAGAGCAGGAUGGUUGAGAAUGUGAAUUGGGACUUAGUGAUGGAUGAUGAGUCUAUUCCCCCCAGUGAUGUCGCAAAAAAAAAAAGCAGCAUGACAAAAGCUUAUGUUAAAAUGUAGGCUUGUAUUUCAAAAUGUCUUCAAAACAUUUGCUGGAAGACUUCACAUGAUGUCCUUCAUUAAAAUGCACUGUAUUCUGAACCUUUUUCCAUUUUGUAUUUGACAGAAGUCACUGGUCAGCAAUGGAUAUAUGUGACAUAAGGCAAGUGUAUGGCAUAUUCAUAUCAUAGUGCCUUAUGUCAAAAUACAGCAAUAUGUCAUCACUGUUGCCCAUCACUGUCAAAGGAAGUAUUGUGCUAAACGAGACACUGUAUUUGAAUGUGAAAGUCUUUAAACCUAAAACCAAAUCAGUUUCAGUUCUCAUUAGAUUUGUCAUAAAAGCUGUACUUUGAAUAUCGGUAGACUUCUUUAAAAUUUUAAUGACAGUUUUGUGUUAAAUGUUGCAUUCUGAACUGAGAUGUAAAACAAGACUGAUUUUAAAACCAGCUUUAUUUAUUUUUACUUUCAUGACAAUUUUUUACACAUCCUUGGUGGAUAGCUAAAAUUUCACCAUAUCCAUUAAUAAACUGUUGAUUGUUAUACAAACAAGUGGUAGAUUUUUCUCAUUAUUUAAAACUUUGGAGUUGCAGAAGCUGUGGCCUGUUGAUCAGUCCAUAUUACUUGAGCUGAAGAUUCCAGAAGCGUGGAUCAAAAGUGCUCUGUACUGUAAUACACGGGCACCACGGAGGAAAUGAGGUGUCAGAGAACAAUAUUUUCACGUGUAUUAAAGUGUAAAAUGAUGUUUGUCAACACAACCAAAACUUUUUAUUGUAUAUCAUUUGUACAGAAGUGGAGGAAUGAGGAAAGCUGUGGGGUAUUUGCUAAUGUAAAUGUACUGUAAAGUUUGAAGAUGAGACUUUUAUACUUGUAGAUUCUUGUAGAUGGAAGAAAUUAAACCCUACAACAUCA